Baudoinia panamericana UAMH 10762 is the source of this 357-nucleotide messenger RNA. RefSeq lists its product as uncharacterized. Lineage: Eukaryota; Fungi; Ascomycota; Dothideomycetes; Mycosphaerellales; Teratosphaeriaceae. The record is from RefSeq and is a predicted model, not a curated record. The transcript has 2 exons. Bases 1 to 357 code for a protein of 118 amino acids.
AUGGGCACGGACAUGCAGCGUGCUAACCCGAAGCAUCGAUUCCCAUCCCUCUCCGAUAAUGAGACAAAUAACACGACCGCUAGCGACGCCGGCAGCAUCAGCCAUGCAAGCAUCACGAGUGCCACCAGCAGCAUCACUACCAGUGAUACCAGCUGCGCCACCCCAAGCGUCACCAGCAGUAUCGAUACUAAGGAGGAUGGCGGCCCAGCCCAUAAGCGCUUCAAGCAACUGUACGACGGCUUGCUCAUGCUCGAGCCACCUUCCGAUGCCAAGGCGGACGCCGCUAACAAGCCGGUCUUCCCGGAUGAUGAGGAUGAGGGCAAGCCGCUGCCGCCGCUUCCAUCCAGGAAGGACUGA